Molecule: messenger RNA, 1017 nt
Organism: Psammomys obesus (fat sand rat)
Lineage: Eukaryota; Metazoa; Chordata; Mammalia; Rodentia; Muridae
Product: latent-transforming growth factor beta-binding protein 1-like
Exons: 3
Coding region: 175-1017 (280 amino acids)
Source: RefSeq, a predicted model, not a curated record
CGCCACCGCUCCCGGCUGGGGUCCGCUGCCGCUCAGCCGCCGGCAAAAGCUCCCUCCCUCCCGGCCACCCAGUCGGCCUCCACCCGGCCGCGCCCGAGCUCUUCGCGGAGUCCUUGGGGAUACGGAGGGAGCGCGCCGGGGCAGGGCGAGCGGCGCUGCCGGAGACUGCCCGCGAUGGCAGGAGCCUGGCUCAGGUGGGGACUCCUGCUCUGGGCAGGGCUGCUGGCGUGGUCUGCGCACGGCCGGGUGCGGAGGAUCACGUACGUGGUGCGCCCGGGCGCCGGGCUGGCGGCGGGAGCCUUGCCUCUGGCUGGGCACCCCCGGACCUUCAACGUCGCGCUGGACGCCAGGUACAGCCGCAGCUCGUCCGCCGCCUCCGGCCGCGCCUCGGCCGGGCCCCCAGCCGAGCGGACCCGUCGCACCAGCCAGCCUGGCGGCGCGGCCCUGCCCGGGCUCCGAUCGCCGCUGCCACCCGAGCCCGGGCGUCCCGGCGCGCCCGGCCGGCAGCUGCACUCUAAGGCCGGCGCUCAGCCCGCGGUCGCCCGCUUCGCCAAACAUGGCAGGCAAGCCGUGCGCUCCAAAGUGCAGCAGGACACCCAGAGCGCCGGGGGCUCCAGGCUGCAGGUUCAGCAGAAGCAGCAGCUGCAGGGGAUCAAUGUCUGUGGAGGGCGGUGCUGCCACGGUUGGAGUAAGGCUCCUGGUUCCCAGAGGUGCACCAAACCAAGCUGUGUUCCGCCAUGCCAGAAUGAAGGGAUGUGUCUCCGGCCUCAGCUCUGUGUGUGUAAGCCAGGGACAAAGGGCAAAGCCUGCGAGGUCACAGCCGCCCAGGACACUGUGUCACCAGUCUUCGGAGGACAGAAUCCUGGGUCCUCUUGGGUCGCUCCUGAGCAAGCAGCAAAGCGUACUUCAAGCAAGAAGGCAGACACAUUACCAAGGGUCAGUCCAGUGGCCCAGAUGACCUUGACCCUUAAGCCGAAGCCAUCAGUGGGACUCCCCCAGCAGAUACGUUCUCAGUGA